UGCUUUUCUCCUCUGUAUAUCACAGUAUACUUGUUGAUACCGCAUAAUACCUUCUCAGACUUUAGGAUGCGUAUUAGAUGCUUGUGUUCGAAGGUUGGAAGCAACUUGAAUAUAACCUGUAAAGCUGAAGGAUCUACAUAUUAAAUAUAUUUUAAGUUUUAAAUUUUCUACUGGAUUUUGCAGUAAAUGCGAAAAGUACUGCUUAAAAUAAAAGCCCAUGCUAUGCUGUGUCCAGUUUCAAUUAUAGACGGAAACUAGGUCGGAUUAUUAUUAAAAUCCUAACAGGAAUGAGUGAAAUUGAGACGAAAUUAUUAUUGCAUCCAGAAGCAAUAUGUGUCAGAGAAACAAAAAGUAGUAUUGAAGCAAAUACACGAGAUGAUUAUGAAAAUGACUGGUGGGCGAGUGACAGUAGAUCAAGCACGGGGUCUUAUUAUUCCGAUAACGAGAGCAGCCCCGUCGCUGAAUGGGAAUCGGAAAUCAAUCAUGUGGGUGAAGUUUUUUACAUUGAGUCAUUAUCAGACUCUGCGCAGGAUGAAGAUAAAUCGUCAGAAGAUCAAAAUAAACUUCAGUCCUCCGAAUUCACUAGAAGAAGAAGCACAAGGGCAGAAAAAUUAAUGCAUCUCAUUAAACGAAGGGAAAGCAACCGAUGUAGUAGCAGAACAAAAAAAUUAAACAACGUCUCAGAAAACCCUGAAAAUAUGCCAAAAACUCAAGAUAAGGACCUCUCAAUGCAUAAAUUCUCGAUGGGCGAAGUUUAUCAAGUUAUGCUAUCGAUAGAUCCAGAAAGAAAACAUAAAUUGGGAAGAAGAGCUUCCAUGUGUGAAGCUUACUUGGGCAUCAUACCAGGAAUUUCAUCUGACAACAUGAAUAUUCUAGUAGUAGGAUUGAUUUCAGACGGAGAAGCCAUAAAAAACCAAUGCAUAAAAGAGGGUGAUUAUUUAUGCAGUAUCAACUCUCGAAAUGUUACACCUGAAAAUUUAAAUUCUAUUCUUUCCGAUGUAAAUGCGCCUAUCAAUGUGGCUCUAGAAUUUCAACGCGUCAUAACUAAGGAUAAAAUGGAAAAGAUGCCUACCAUAAAUACUCCAAAAGUAAAAAAUUUUAACAUUAGACAAUCACUAUUAGUGAGGAGACUAAUUGACCAAAACAUGAGUAAAUCGUGCAAGGAAUCUUUUUUGAAGCACCCUUUUGGAAUUAUGUUUUUAAAAACGACAGGUCGUAAUGAGAUGGGACUAGAAUCACAAGAUAUUUUAUACGGAUUUCCUCGAUUGGAAGGCAGAAUCGAGCAGACAAUUCUAUUUUUAACAAGGGGAGCGUUUGUCACAUUAAAUCACAUGUUAUCCGAUACGUUGGGUUCUCGACCUAUAAGCUCAACUGUACGACUCGAAAAAGAACAACUUCAUAUUACAUACACUUUUCAAGAUGACAACCUACUGCUAAUAGCAUUACCAGAUAACUGUUGCAGUGAAUACGAAGCAAACAAGUUAUCCACAGAGAUUGCACUAAUACUUGAAUUUAUCCAUGAAAGUUUGACGAAGUGUUUCAUGUCUUCAGAAAACCACUCAUCACUGGAUCAUUUAUUUUUUCUUAUUUAUGAGCGUGUAUUACUCAAAAAUUCCUAUAUUGAUAAAAAUAACCUGGCUCAAUUCAAUAUGAGAUACAGUGAUAUUGCACAAGAAUGUGAAUUUGAAACUAUUUUACAUGCAGCACACUUGAUACGUUUGUCAAGAGAUGCACUGAUACAGAUAGAUGCCGCCCUGAAUGAAAUGGAAGCUAUGGAUUACAAGGAUUGGAAUGAAGAUCCAAUGGAUUGUCAGCGAUUGUACACUAUUAUCGGGAGUUGCCUAUACCACAAGAGUUACUUGCUGCGAUCUCAUUUGCCUCACGAUAAUUUAAUUCAAGUACAUGCUUUCCUACGACAGAAUGGAUUACUAAACCUUGUUACUAAGGAGUCACUAAAAUCUCUAAUAGUUUGGAAAAAAGUUUACCCUACUUUCGUUAAACAAGAGAUUGUAGAAACUACGCAUGGAUCAUCAUUAUUCCACAGACAAUGGUUUUUACUUGUCAUUGGGUACCAGCACGAUUUGCUGAUAGUUCUUCUCGAAUCUGGAGGAUGCACUGCAAAGCUUGAAGAAAAGAUUGGUCCGGAUGUAUUCUACGUCGAAGAAGCUCAGGAAACUUUAAAACAUAUACAGAAAAUUGGCAUAUCGACAUUGGUCGAAAAAUGGAUAUUGGCUAACGCUAGACCAGAAGUAAUUCUCCCGGAAGAACAAUCAACUGUUAAACCGAUUAUAAGUAUUGCUGAAAAUCUGUUAGGCUUUAUUAAAUCUUCUGAAACACAAAACCACUCUACUAAGCCAAGCUAUACCUCACCAAACAUAAAGGCACAAGAAAUAACUCCUACGUCAAAGCGGCAUAGUCCUGAAGAUAUUAAAUAUGCUUCUGGUUCAGUGUAUUCAUUUCAAACAUCCGAAGACUCUUCAAGUCAAGCAACGGAAGCCGUGAGUGAAUUAAGUGAUGAAGCAGCACCGAUACUUGGCAGACGAGCAACAAGAGAAAUGAUCAACGUCGCAUCGAAUUACUCUGAUGACAGUGACUCAGAUCUGGAUUUAUACAGAAGUGAGAGACAAUUUAGUAGAAUGGAGAUUUCAGAUAUCCGAGAAAAUCUUUUACACCAAGCUGAAUAUAUUACCCCGAAAGUAUUAACUUCCGGUGACAAAAAUUACUUAUUUCACUACGUCUAUCUAGAUCUAUUUGAAGGAAUUCUAAUUUCAUCAACUAUAGAUAGAUAUUUGAUUAAAAAUUCGGAACUACUCACGAAGUGUAGUAGAUGUGCACACGUCAUUCAUAGAUUAUUGCAAAAUACAGUGAGAUAUAAGAAAAUGUUAACGCAAGAUAUGGAUAAAUCUGUGAUUAAUAAGACUCUAGUAGCAAUAAAGGAGCACGGCGUACUGUUUGAUUGGAAUAAGACAACUUAUUGGGUUGUAGGGCGAAUGUACUCGACAUUUCAAGCGAAGGAGAUUUACGUUUGUUUUCAGGAUUCAGCUCCUCAAAACUUAGUUGAAAUGGCAUUUAGAUUGAAUUCAAUUGGAUGAAAUAAAUAUACUAAAUGAUGAUAACCUUGAUCUUCAUAGCAGAACGACCAAUCAUUAUGACAAGCCUUCUACUUUUAUACACAGAUCUGCACUGCAGAGUUCUCAUAUGAUGUAUUGGAUACAAAUAUAUUUCUAAUAAGUAUUUUUAAGCUCAGAAAUUAAAAAUAUGCAAAAG
Molecule: messenger RNA, 3267 nt
Organism: Belonocnema kinseyi
Lineage: Eukaryota; Metazoa; Arthropoda; Insecta; Hymenoptera; Cynipidae
Gene: in
Product: protein inturned
Exons: 12
Coding region: 288-3092 (934 amino acids)
Biological process (GO): establishment of planar polarity; cilium assembly; nervous system development
Cellular component (GO): cytoplasm; cilium
Molecular function (GO): protein binding
Source: RefSeq, a predicted model, not a curated record